AUGGGGGAGGCGUGUGCAGGGGAAGAGAACUGGGUAGACAGCCGGACCAUCUACGUGGGGCACAGGGAGCCCCCUCCUGGCACAGAGGCCUACAUCCCGCAGAGAUACCCGGACAACAGGAUAGUCUCCUCCAAGUACACAUUUUGGAACUUCAUACCCAAGAACUUGUUUGAACAAUUCAGAAGAAUAGCCAACUUUUAUUUCCUUAUCAUAUUUCUGGUACAGUUGAUCAUCGACACACCCACAAGUCCCGUCACGAGUGGACUUCCAUUGUUCUUCGUCAUUACUGUCACAGCUAUCAAACAGGGUUAUGAAGACUGGCUUCGCCAUAAAGCAGACAAUGCCAUGAACCAGUGUCCUGUGCAUUUCAUUCAGCAUGGCAAGCUUGUUCGAAAGCAAAGUCGAAAGCUAAGAGUUGGGGACAUCGUCAUGGUCAAGGAGAACGAGACCUUUCCCUGCGAUCUGAUCUUCCUUUCCAGCAGCCGGGGAGACGGGACAUGCCACGUCACGACCGCCAGCUUAGACGGAGAAUCAAGUCACAAAACGCACUAUGCAGUCCAGGACACCAAGGGGUUCCACACUGAGGAGGAGAUCGACGGGCUGCACGCCACUGUGGAAUGUGAGCAGCCCCAGCCCGAUCUGUACAAGUUUGUUGGUCGCAUAAAUGUUUACAAUGAUCUGAAUGACGCUGUGGUAAGGCCACUGGGAUCAGAGAACUUGCUUCUUAGAGGAGCCACACUCAAGAACACCGAGAAAAUCUUUGGUGUAGCUAUCUACACGGGCAUGGAAACCAAAAUGGCAUUGAAUUACCAGUCGAAAUCCCAGAAGCGAUCUGCUGUAGAAAAAUCCAUGAAUGUGUUCCUCAUCGUGUACCUCUGCAUCCUGAUCAGUAAAGCUUUGAUCAACACUGUGCUGAAGUAUGUGUGGCAGAGUGAACCAUUUCGAGAUGAGCCGUGGUAUAAUCAGAAAACCGAGUCAGAAAGACAGAGGAAUCUGUUCCUCAGGGCGUUCACCGACUUCCUCGCCUUCAUGGUCCUGUUCAACUACAUCAUCCCCGUGUCCAUGUACGUCACUGUCGAGAUGCAGAAGUUCCUGGGCUCCUACUUCAUCACCUGGGAUGAGGACAUGUUUGACGAGGACACCGGUGAGGGACCGCUGGUGAACACAUCCGACCUGAACGAGGAGCUGGGGCAGGUGGAGUACGUCUUCACAGACAAGACGGGCACCCUCACGGAGAACAACAUGGAGUUCAAGGAGUGCUGCAUUGAAGGCCACGUCUAUGUGCCCCACGUCGUCUGCAACGGGCAGGUCCUCCCUGACUCCUCGGGCAUUGACAUGAUCGAUUCCUCCCCUGGCGUCAGCAGCAGGGAACGUGAGGAGCUGUUUUUCCGGGCUCUCUGCCUCUGCCACACCGUCCAGGUGAAAGACAGUGAUAACGUGGAUGGCCCCAGGAUGUCACCUGACUCUGGGAAGUCCUGCGUGUACAUCUCGUCCUCUCCCGAUGAGGUGGCGCUGGUCGAGGGCGUGCAGAGACUGGGCUUUACAUAUCUGAGGCUCAAAGACAGUUACAUGGAGAUACUCAACAGGGACAGUGACAUCGAGAGGUUUGAAUUGCUGGAAAUUUUGAGCUUUGAUUCAGUAAGAAGAAGAAUGAGUGUAAUUGUAAAGUCUGCUACAGGCGAAAUUUAUCUGUUUUGCAAAGGAGCGGACUCAUCAAUAUUCCCCAGAGUGAUCGAAGGCAAAGUCGAUCAGAUCCGAUCCAGGGUGGAGCGGAACGCAGUGGAGGGGCUCCGAACUUUGUGUGUUGCCUACAAAAGGCUCAUCCCAGAAGAAUAUGAAGGCAUUUGCAAACUGCUGCAGGCUACCAAAGUGGCCCUCCAAGAUCGAGAAAAAAAAUUAGCAGAAGCCUAUGAGCAAAUAGAGAAAGAUCUUAUUCUGCUCGGUGCUACAGCUGUUGAGGACAGGCUCCAGGAGAAAGCCGCUGACACCAUCGAAGCACUACAGAAAGCCGGGAUCAAGGUUUGGGUUCUCACCGGAGACAAAAUGGAGACAGCUGCGGCCACCUGCUACGCCUGCAAGCUCUUCCGGAGGAACACACAGCUGCUCGAGCUGACCACCAAGAAGAUCGAGGAGCAGAGUUUGCACGAUGUGCUGUUCGAGCUGAGCAAGACUGUCCUCCGCUGCAGUGGGAGCCUGACCAGAGACAACUUCUCAGGACUUUCAGCAGACAUGCAGGACUACGGUUUAAUUAUUGAUGGAGCUGCACUGUCUCUAAUAAUGAAGCCCCGAGAAGACGGGAGUUCCAGCAACUACAGAGAGCUCUUCCUGGAAAUCUGCCGGAACUGCAGCGCGGUGCUGUGCUGCCGCAUGGCGCCCCUGCAGAAGGCCCAGAUCGUGAAAUUAAUCAAACUUUCGAAAGAGCAUCCUAUUACUUUAGCAAUCGGCGAUGGUGCGAACGAUGUCAGCAUGAUCCUGGAAGCCCACGUGGGCAUAGGUGUCAUUGGGAAGGAAGGCCGGCAGGCCGCCAGGAACAGUGACUAUGCAAUACCGAAGUUCAAGCAUUUAAAGAAGAUGCUGCUUGUUCACGGGCAUUUUUACUAUAUCAGGAUAUCUGAGCUUGUGCAAUACUUCUUUUACAAGAAUGUCUGCUUCAUUUUCCCUCAGUUUUUGUACCAGUUCUUCUGUGGGUUUUCACAACAGACUUUGUAUGAUACUGCGUAUCUGACGCUGUACAACAUCAGCUUCACCUCCCUCCCGAUCCUCCUGUACAGCCUGAUGGAGCAGCACGUUAGCAUAGACACGCUCAAGAGAGACCCAUCCCUGUACAGAGACAUCGCCAAGAACGCACUACUCCGCUGGCGAGUGUUCAUCUACUGGACAUGCUUAGGACUGUUUGAUGCUCUCGUAUUCUUCUUUGGUGCUUAUUUCAUGUUUGAAAAUACAACAGUGACCAACAACGGACAGAUAUUUGGAAACUGGACCUUUGGGAUGCUCGUGUUCACGGUGAUGGUGUUCACAGUCACGCUGAAGCUUGCAUUAGACACACACUACUGGACCUGGAUAAACCACUUUGUCAUCUGGGGCUCACUGCUAUUCUACAUCGUCUUUUCCCUGCUCUGGGGAGGAAUUAUCUGGCCAUUCCUCAACUACCAAAGGAUGUACUACGUGUUCAUACAGAUGCUGUCCAGCGGGCCUGCCUGGCUGGCCGUCGUGCUGCUGGUGACGGUCAGCCUCCUCCCUGACGUCCUCAAGAAAGUGCUGUGCAGGCAGCUGUGGCCAACGGCGACAGAGAGAGUCCAGAAGAGCUUGCAACACAAGGCACCGGUUAGUGCCACACCGAGCAGCGACGGGCCACUUCUGAAGGACCUCUUACCACGGCCGGGGUGCGACUAGCUCGACGCUAGGUAACGGUAUGGCCACUGCUGCGCUGGGUGCUCAGGCUGGUGUGCUGUGACUCUUUCAGACUGUUUUUCCUCCAAAGUUUUGCUGUGUUGUGCUG
This is a messenger RNA of Propithecus coquereli (Coquerel's sifaka), 3499 nucleotides long. RefSeq names its product ATPase, class VI, type 11A (gene ATP11A). Gene Ontology annotation, molecular function: magnesium ion binding; ATP binding; ATPase-coupled intramembrane lipid carrier activity. The transcript has 29 exons. Gene Ontology annotation, cellular component: endoplasmic reticulum; recycling endosome; plasma membrane. NCBI's taxonomy places the organism in Eukaryota, Metazoa, Chordata, Mammalia, Primates, Indriidae. Bases 1 to 3393 code for a protein of 1130 amino acids. Gene Ontology annotation, biological process: phospholipid translocation. The record is from RefSeq and is a predicted model, not a curated record.